This is a messenger RNA of Malassezia pachydermatis, 1833 nucleotides long. Its product is annotated as trna nucleotidyltransferase. Gene Ontology annotation, biological process: tRNA 3'-terminal CCA addition. Lineage: Eukaryota; Fungi; Basidiomycota; Malasseziomycetes; Malasseziales; Malasseziaceae. The transcript has a single exon. Bases 1 to 1833 code for a protein of 610 amino acids. Gene Ontology annotation, molecular function: RNA binding; ATP:3'-cytidine-cytidine-tRNA adenylyltransferase activity. The record is from RefSeq and is a predicted model, not a curated record.
AUGACAGCCACACCAAGUCUUUCGCUUACGCAGCAUGAACAAUGGCUAUGUACACUGCUUGACGAUACCUGUCGCUGGAUGACAGCGACGAACCCUUCUAUUGACGUGGACGGCACAGCUCAUCGCUUUCGCGAUAUGGCCCGGCCAAGCUCUUCUCCUACCCUUGCAUGCGAGGCCCGCGUGGCUGGUGGGUGGGUCCGUGACAAGCUCCUGGGCUUGCCGUCGCAUGACCUCGAUAUCUCCUUGUCGACGCUCACUGGCCACCACUUUGCUUUGUUUCUGCGCGAGUACCUACAGAGCGAUGCGUUUGGCACGACAUCGCUUGCGCAGGCUAUGGACAAGCAGUGGUCGCGCGAAGAGAGUAUUAGUCACAUCGGCAAGAUCGCCGCGAAUCCAGAGCAAAGCAAAAACUUGGAGACGGCCACAGCGCGUGUACUUGGCCUGGAUUUGGACUUUGUCAAUCUGCGGAAAGAGGAGUACGAGGGCACAAGUCGGAUUCCUGUCAUGUCGUUCGGGACACCCUUCGAAGAUGCGAUGCGGCGUGACAUUACUGUGAAUGCGAUGUUUUACAAUGUUCACACACAUCGUGUCGAAGACUGGACGGAGCAUGGGUGGGAAGAUUUGCAGGCAGGGCUGGUCCGAACUCCCUUGGAGCCCGUAUCGACAUUCCGUGAUGAUCCACUGCGUAUUUUGCGGUGCGUUCGGUUUGCGAGCCGAUUUCAUUACCGCAUUCACGAGGAUAUUCGGGCAACGUUGCGUGGGCAAGCGCAUGGCGCGCAGUCGUCGGAAGAAGCACAGGCCACGGCCCAAGAGUUGCGGGAUGCGCUCACAUGCAAAGUCAGUCGUGAGCGGUUUGGCAUCGAAGUGGACAAGAUGCUGUCCGGCCGCGAUCCCUUGCAUGCGCUGGAACUGCUGACAGAGUUGGAGCUUUACCGUGCCGUCUUCCUACCGCCUCCUCCGCACGACGAAACACUCUAUCUCUCGCACGAUCAGGGCACGAGCAAUGAAGGGCCUCUCCCUGCUCUCUCCCCCCAGGCCAUGCUUCGUGUCGCUGCGUGCUUGCACGGCAUUCUCCACCAAUGUGGCCCGUACGCGGACCUUUGGCGUCGUAUGCCUCGUGACUGGGUCGAUGCAUUCACUACGUCCGAACAUGCUGCUCCGAUGCAGCGUCUACUAUGGUAUGCUGUCGCUUUGUUGCCACUACAGCAUAUCUACUAUCGCGAGAAGAAAAAGGCCGUAUGGGCGGGCGUCUUGACCAUCGCCAGUGGCCUGAAGCUGGGGAAUCGGACGACCAAAGACCCGGUAUUGCAUCUUCAUACAGCCGCGCAGCUACUUUCACGUCCAUCCCUCGACCGAUUCCAACCUGCUCCAAUGACGACGAGGCGAUCAACCAUCGGGUUGUUGCUGCGCCAUGCGAGCAUUACCAACCCCACACUGUAUGUGGAGCUGUCCAUGACGCUGCUCUUUGCCAUGCUCAGUGACUUGGCGCCGUACUGCCACGACGGCCCUUUGGACAUUGUGCAAGCUGAACGCAUUGUCGACGAAUUUGCCACGUUCUGGACGUAUGUCGCGGAUGAAGAGCUGGCCCAGUUUGCGUCGGCCAAGCCGUUGCUGGAUGGUCGUCAAGUGGCGGACGUAUUGGGGUGCGAAAAACAUCUGAUUAGCCGGAUUCAACCCUAUGUAUUUGCCUGGCAAAUGGACCAUAUGGACCACCAUGCCUCCCAUGCCGAGCAUCAGGCCGCCUGCAUCGCUGAUUUGAAGCAUGCAUGGGACCAAGGGUACAUGGUGCCUGAAGAGGAGCGACAGCGCUUCGAUAAGCGCCAGAAAAAAUAG